GCCGUUUUUACGAGUGAAAAAUAAGUCUUGAAUCACUGAUAUUACACAGAUCAGUGGUCUGAAUCAAGGGCCUGAUCUACAUGAAUACACCGAUUGUCAUUGGUUGCAGGGUUGCCCAAGAUCGAUCAAUCGAUGAACUCCAGUGAUGAACUCUUAGGCCGUGUUCGUAAAUUGACUGCCAGUACUAAAAAUUCCCCAAGACAGAGACAGAGCUGUUCAUGAACUCGGCAGCACAAAAGAGAUCAAAGAUUGCUGACAGUACUGUUAGUCAAUUUUCCAAAAAGUUUAUGAGCAGGUUUAUAUUGGAUAUUCUUUUCUUUCAAUUACGAAAAACGAGAAGAUUUAAAAAUCAAGCAUAGUCAUGAUACUUUAACCAACUUGAAGACAAUAACACAGGAAUUAAAGGCAUAAAUAUAAUCGGCUGAGGUAGAAUUCCGCGUCAAACAAUUGAUUACUCAUACGACUGUAUUAGGUCAUCGAAAUUGACGUUGCGACAUGUGCACAUGUGAAUCAUAAACGUUUCGUGCUUUCUCAGUAUAAAUAAACACCUUUGGCAAGUACAUACACAAAAAUGGGUCAGCUUCAAAGCAUGAUGUAUGAAACACGAGUCAAGUUUGAUGAGAACAGCGACAAUGGUUUGGUAUUAACGGACAGAUACUUACCUGAAGAGUUAUUGAGUGAGAUAUUGUUUCACGUCGAUCAUAAGACACUGUUGAAUUGUCAACUGGUUUGCAAGCGGUGGCAAUUGGCUUUGCAAAAUUAUGUAUGGAGGAAGAAAGCGGAAGCUGUAAUCGGACAACAUCUCGACAUCAAUGAAGAAACAUCUUGGUUCCUUUACUACAAUAUCUGCUCUAAAAAAUUCUUGGAGAAAAACUUAAUCAAGAAUCAUUCGGGAAAAAAUGGGCCAAGAAAGCAUUGGAAGGUAAUAACUGAAAAUGGGGAUAAUUGGGGAGUAGAAUGUCCUCCCAUCGGUGCCCCUCCGCUGCCCAUUUCUGAGCCAAUUUUUGAGGGGAAGCAACAUUGCUUUGUUACAUCCUACUAUAAUUGUAGCAAGCAACAAACCAUAGAUUUGAUUGCCGAGGGAGUGCCACCACAACUACUAGAAAUAUUUCAACCGCCAAUUGUCGUCAGCGAGUGGUACUGCUCCAGAGAAGAUUGCCCAGCUGCAUAUGAAUUUUCGGCUACAUUGAUCGAUGAUUCUGGGAACAUUAUGGAUACUACUGAAUUCCGCGAUACCCUUGAAAAUGAGAGGCAAAACACAUGGUUUUACAUCGAACACGAAUUCACCAAUUAUGGGCCUGGAUUGAGGAAGGUGAUCUUUCAGCAUGCAGGUAUAGACAGGAGGUUUUGGUCAGGACAUUAUGGCAGUAAAAUGGCUGGUGCAUGCGUUAAAGUAAACCUUCCGAAACACAAGUCUAUGAAAAUUAGAGAAACAGGAGACAGCCAAAAUGGCUAGCGCUUGUGUUGAAGUCAACGUUCCGAAACACAAGUCUAUAAAGAUUAGAGAAAGAGGAGAUCCUUUGUCAUACUUAAAAUAACGGUAGCUAGCCAGUGUUACAAGAAACAGGCUUUGCAUGUAUUUUUCUACAAACACAUAACUAUUACUUCAAACCCAAGUAAAAAUUAAAGUAAACUUUUGAUCAUCUGGAAAGAUAUUGUCCAGAUGCUGUUUAUCACCGGUGUGCCAUUUUUGGCUAGUCAUAUAAAGUGUUUCAAUUGUUUUUGGCACUAGAAAUAUAUUCAAUUAUUGAUCCAAUCGGACCAAUGUCUUUGCAGUAUAUAUUCAAUUGUUUGAAAAUUAAAUUAUAUACCACUCAAAGCUUACCAAACACUGGCCAUAAACAGUAGCUCUGCGCUCGUAAAAUUAUCUUUCAAGUGAUUCUACUUUAAUAUGAAUUUAAUUUAAGGUAAUCUUAGAUUAUCAAAUUAUUGAACCAGCAUUCUGUGUUUACAUAAUCGUUUACGUUUUAAGCCAUCGGAAUUUUUAUUACUUUCAAUCAGUAACUCAAAUUUCACAGCGUGACUAAAGACUGCAAAACAAAAUUGAUUGUCACUGAAUUGACUAAAAAAUUGUGGAUUCAUAUGGCUAGAAGGGCAAUCGCUCGAUCGUGUUCACAACUUUAAUGUGUAAAUAUACAAAUAAUUAUGCCUAGAUCUAUACAGUAUUUACGAAAAUGAUAUUUAAUUACGUCUGCUAAUGAGAAUGGUGAAUGGCACGAAUUGGAAUACAAUCGUUUCCUGCGUCCAACUCUCCAAUUUCUUACCUCAAGUUUUUAAAUUGUUAGUGAGAAAAUAAAAAACUUAUAGAUCUGUUCA
Molecule: messenger RNA, 2316 nt
Organism: Neodiprion fabricii
Lineage: Eukaryota; Metazoa; Arthropoda; Insecta; Hymenoptera; Diprionidae
Product: F-box only protein 6-like
Exons: 4
Coding region: 572-1456 (294 amino acids)
Biological process (GO): SCF-dependent proteasomal ubiquitin-dependent protein catabolic process; glycoprotein catabolic process
Cellular component (GO): SCF ubiquitin ligase complex; cytoplasm
Molecular function (GO): protein binding; ubiquitin protein ligase activity
Source: RefSeq, a predicted model, not a curated record